Molecule: messenger RNA, 630 nt
Organism: Anisakis simplex (herring worm)
Lineage: Eukaryota; Metazoa; Nematoda; Chromadorea; Rhabditida; Anisakidae
Source: the annotation of a GenBank genome assembly
AUGUGGUUCGAAGAGCGCAGUUGGUCAAAUCUGAAGAUGUCGUCGUUGCUCGUCGAAGAAUGGAGAGACCUAUGGUCUCUAAAGAUCGACGUUAUCGUCGCAUCGUUGGCUUAUGUCUUCGCCACAACCAACUUCCUCAAUCUUCCGAAACUCAUUCUCGAAAAUGGUGGACUUGCCUUCGUUGCUGCGUAUGCAGCUGCUAUACUAGCUUGUGUUCUACCGAUCAUUGUUAUGGAACUAUCCGUGGGUCAGUUGACCGGACGUGCACCAGUUCAGGCUUUAUACAAUAUGUGCCCUAUAUUUCGAGGUGUUGGAAUUUCGCAGAUUAUAUUUUCGCUAUUCGUAAUGGCUCAUAUGGCCCGUUUCUUGGGCUGGCUAAUGCUUUAUCUCUUCCAUUUGUUUUGGGCUGUGUUGGAUGGUAGACCUGCUUUAAUUGGUGUCAAUUUCAGCACGUUAGAACAACCAUCACAUAGUAUCGUAGAGGUGGGCGAUUUCCAAAUCUAUCUUCUCGCUGCGAUGGGUGCUGUUUGGGUUUUGGUCUUUAUAGCGAUUUGUUUUGGUGUUCGAUGGCUUGGAAAGGUAUUAUCGUCGAUAAUCAUUUCUUUCAUCGUCACUGAUCAUUUCAGCUGA